Rhinopithecus roxellana (golden snub-nosed monkey) is the source of this 1497-nucleotide messenger RNA. RefSeq names its product hes family bHLH transcription factor 6 (gene HES6). Gene Ontology annotation, molecular function: RNA polymerase II cis-regulatory region sequence-specific DNA binding; DNA-binding transcription factor activity, RNA polymerase II-specific; protein dimerization activity. Lineage: Eukaryota; Metazoa; Chordata; Mammalia; Primates; Cercopithecidae. Gene Ontology annotation, biological process: anterior/posterior pattern specification; regulation of neurogenesis; regulation of transcription by RNA polymerase II. The transcript has 4 exons. The coding region runs from base 121 to 936 and encodes 271 amino acids. The record is from RefSeq and is a predicted model, not a curated record. Gene Ontology annotation, cellular component: nucleus.
CGAGGAGCGCGGACGGCUGGGCUGCUGCUGGCGGCUGCGGGGCAGCGGAAGCACCGGCGCUCCGGUCCCCGCCGCUCUCAGUCCCGCCGCUCCCAGUCCCGCGCCCCCAGCGGAGCGGGCAUGGCGCCACCCGUGGCGCCUGGCCGGGACCGUGUGGGCCGUGAGGAUGAGGACGGCUGGGAGACGCGAGGGGACCGCAAGGCCCGGAAGCCCCUGGUGGAGAAGAAGCGGCGCGCGCGGAUCAACGAGAGCCUGCAGGAGCUGCGGCUGCUGCUGGCGGGCGCCGAGGUGCAGGCCAAGCUGGAGAACGCCGAGGUGUUGGAGCUGACGGUGCGACGGGUCCAGGGUGUGCUGCGGGGCCGGGCGCGCGGUGAGUGGCGGCGGGGCGGGCGGGGGCGCCGGCCGCGGGCGCCUGCAACCCCCGCCAGACGGAGGACUUCCCUCCCGGCGCCCCUGUCCUGUUGGCGGCGAGGGCUCCCCCCGGAGCAGGGUGCGCCCCCGCGUCUCCUGGAGCGCGAGCAGCUGCAGGCGGAAGCGAGCGAGCGCUUCGCUGCCGGCUACAUCCAGUGCAUGCACGAGGUGCACACGUUCGUGUCCACGUGCCAGGCCAUCGACGCCACCGUCGCUGCCGAGCUCCUGAACCAUCUGCUCGAGUCCAUGCCGCUGCGUGAGGGCAGCAGCUUCCAGGAUCUGCUGGGGGACGCCCUGGCGGGGACACCUGGAGCCCCUGGGCGGAGUGGCUGGCCUGCGGGAGGGGUUCCGGGAUCCCCGAUACCCAGCCUCCCUGGUCCCGGGGACGACCUGUGCUCUGACCUGGAGGAGGCCCCUGAGGCUGAACUGAGUCGGGCUCCGGCUGAGGGGUCUGACUUGGUGCCCACAGCCCUGGGCAGCCUGACCGCAGCCCAAAUUGCCCAGAGUGUCUGGAGGCCUUGGUGACCAAUGCCAGCCAGAGUCCUGCAGGGGUGGGCCUGGCCCUCCCUGGAUCUCCUCCCUCCUCCCAGGGGUUCAGAUGUGGUGGGGUCGGGCGCCUUGGAAGUCUCCCAGGUCUUCCCUCCCUCCUUCUGUGGUUGGCCUGCAGGGCAGCCCCUGGUGACCAGCCCAGUCAGGCCCCAGCCCCGUUUCUUAAGAAACUUUUAGGGACCCUGCAGCUCAGGGGUGGGUAGAGGGAGGGAGCUACAGGCAGGAGGAAGAAUCUUGUAGAGCUACCAGCGUUGUCCCAGGUUCACCCGCCCAGCCUUCACCAGCCCUGUGCCGGCUCUGGGGGCAGAGGUGGCAGGAAUGGUGCUGGGCACUAGUGUUCCAGGCAGCCCUGGGCUAAACAAAAGCUUGAACUUGCCACAUCAGCGGGGAGACGAGAGGCAGGUGCAGUCUGCAGCACUGCCCAGAGCUGUGAGGCUCUGUACAUCUUGUUUGUAGCACACUUGAGUUUGUGUAUUCCAUUGACAUCAAAUGUGACAAUUGUACUAAAUAAAGAUUUUUGAGUUAGUUACCCUUGAA